Messenger RNA from Psammomys obesus (fat sand rat), 3183 nucleotides. RefSeq names its product ankyrin repeat domain-containing protein 26-like. The coding region runs from base 1 to 3183 and encodes 1060 amino acids. The record is from RefSeq and is a predicted model, not a curated record. Gene Ontology annotation, molecular function: protein binding. The transcript has 31 exons. NCBI's taxonomy places the organism in Eukaryota, Metazoa, Chordata, Mammalia, Rodentia, Muridae.
AUGUCCAAAGUGGCUGGCUUAUCUUGCAAGAAGAGCCGGCGGCUCUUGGAAUCCUUGCGCAAUCAGCAGCGGCACUUCUUGGGUACAGGGUUUGAGAGUGCCAAUAUCCUCCUCUCGCCCAAGUACCACCUUAGAGACAAGGAUCUGAGAAAGAUCCACAAGGCUGCGCGUGUCGGGGAUGCAAUCAGAGUGCGGAAACUCCUGCUUGGGAAACAUGGUGUGAACGACAGAGACAAGAAGAAGAGGACCGCACUGCACAUCGCUUGUGCUUACGGCCACCCGAAAGUGGUGAUGACCCUGAUAGAGGGAAAGUGUGAUGUCAACGCCAUUGACAGUGACAGGUGCACAGGUCUGAUGAAGGCUGUGCAAUGUCAGGAAGAGGAAUGCGCCACCCUUCUGCUGGAGAACGGUGCUGACCCAGACAUUGUAGAUGUCCGGGGUAACAGUGCUCUCCACUACGCUGUCUAUUACAAGAAUACAUCACUAGCUGAAAAACUGCUUGACCAUGAAGUGAAUAUUGAAGCAACAAAUAAGAGUGGCUUCACACCAUUUUUACUGGCUGUCAGUGAAAACAAACUGAAGAUGGCAAAGUUUUUAUUAAUGAAGAAUGCCAAUAGGCAUGCAGUUGAUAACCAGAGAAGAACAGCCCUCAUGCAUGCUGUAAGUCACGACUCCACAAACCUCGUCAGAUUUGUUCUUCAGGAAGGUGUAGACCUCUUUCUGAAAGAUGCCUUUGGACUGACUGCAAUCGAUUACGCUGCUGACUUUAAAUAUAACACCAAUAUGGAAAUCCUUCUUGAAUAUAAAGAAAAGAGAUGUGAGGAGUCCAAAAGAGUCAACUCAGUGGAAGAAGGCUCUGAGGAUGAUUCUCCCAGAAGGAAGAAUCAACAGAGCCAGGAAUUGGAAAACAUGAAAAAGGAAGAAGUGACAGAGCCAGGAACUGAAAGAGAACAAGCAGAGCCAGUGGGAGGAGUGACGUCAGUGGGAGAGCCAAGGAGCCUGGAUGGCAGAGGAGAUGACCAGCCUCAGGAAGGUGCAACAAAGCCAACGACUGGAAAAGAAGAGCAAGAUGUGACAUGCAUAGUAGCCACAGGAAAAGAGGAUGACGACGAAUCAUCUUGGGAUUCUGAGAGUGUCUCUGACAAUCUUCCACUUAUUCGUAUUGGUGUUGAUGGACUACUACAAGUAAAUGGUCAAGCAGUAGAAAAUCCAGAGAUGUAUCUUCGUUGGCUGCAUUAUCAGAAGCCGCCCUUGAAAACAUUAAUGUGCGAGAGCUGGCAGUUACACACAAGCGUUGAACCAGGUUUAGCAUUGACUUCAGAGGAACAGCACAAAGUUCUUGCCAGAAGUGAAGAUAACCAGUGUCAGGUUGGAGAAGAAAGAAAGCAGGAAUGGAAUGAAUGGGAAGCAUCAGAGAGCCUGCACACUGCUGCCCUUGACCAUGAGGAUGCCGGAUCCCCUCGAACGAGGAAGAACGGGAAGGCUCGUGCCCUGCAGUCUGCCAGUACAGACAGCAAAGAGCAGGAUGGUGGUUCUGCCUUGAGCAUAAAAGAAGAAAAGAAAAGAGGACAUGAAAUAUGGUCUUCUGGAGACUUUGUGACUGAACUGACAUCUGAGGAGUCUGAGUCGGUAGCUGGUGAUAUUCUGGCAGUGAAGGAUCCUUGGAGAGUAAAUGACAGGGAUCCAGAUAAAGGAAGGACUGCAAAGAGAAAAUCAGAGGAAAAGUACCAGGUACUAGAAAUGAGUGCUAUGGAAGACCCUGACGACCUGACCCAGCCGGCUGAGCUGAGCUCAGAGGACGAGGCAGACCCUUGCUCUAACAGACAGCAAACGGAAACCAAAGGUGAACACUGUGAGCUACUUACAAGAAAAAAUGGACACGUGGAAAACAGCGUAUCUGAAGAAGAGGUGACGAAAACAGAGCCAGUGGGAUCAAGAGUUGCAUUAAAACAAAAAGAGAAGAGAGAAAAUGAAAGAGUGAAGACACAAUUACCAGGAAAAGAUGAGCUUUAUACUGAAGACAUGGAAAAUCAGCAAUGCGACAUGGCUCUGAGGGUCCUGCACGUGAAAGUAAAACAGACUUUGAAGCAGUUGCAAGAGGCACAAGAGCGACGAGAGGAAGUUGCGCGGCGUUUUCAGCGGAUGCAGGAUGGCUUGCAGAAGCUUCAAGCUGAAUGUUCUGAUGCAGAAGUUACAAUACAAAAGCGAGGAGAGAAAAUUACAGAACUUCGGAAGCUGCGCGAAGGUUUGACUAGAGACAAAGAGGAACAGCUAAAGAGACUCAACAAAACCAUACCAUCUCUAGAGUGCUCUUUGGAUCAAAAGAAGAAUAAAACUGAAGCAUUAGAGCAGGAACUCACUGAAAUAAAGAAACACAUAGGAAUAAUGAGAAAUAAAUUGAAUGACCACGAAAAUGGAGAAUUUAGUUGCCAUGGAGAUUUAAAAACUAAAGAAUUUGAAAUGAACAUCUCAGUGAAUAUGUUUAAAAAUGAGAUCCAUGAACUAAAAGAAAAAUGGGGAGCUAUAAUGUCCAAAUACCUACCUCUGAAUGUACAAUUCAAAUACAUGGAACAGGAGUUGUUAGCAAUAAAAAUAGCACAAAAGCAGUAUGAGAAGCUGCACAAGGAUCAGAAGGCGCUGGAAAGAGACGUGCUAGACCUGCAGCACCAGCUGCAAGAGAACACGGCAAAAUUAGAAGAUAAAAAACGCACAAUGGCAUUAAGAGACAGUAAUAAUGAUUUGGUAAUCCUGAGUCAGAUGGAACUCAGGAUUGAAAGUCUCGAAUCAGAGCUCAAGAAAAUGGAAGCCGAGGAAGAGUCCAACACAAGGAAGGUAGAGCAAUAUAAGCAGUGCUGUGUCAGAGAGCAGGAACUCAGCAAGAUAUUAUCACAUAAGCUUGACAAGACUAAUAGAAAACUAAGCAAAGUCAGAACAGACAUUCUGCUGAUGACAGAGCGGAACAGAAAUGUGCAGAACUCUCUUCUCUCAAAGCCUGCCCAACAAAGUCCAAGCAGAAACUCAAAGCCUCCCAUAUCUGGCCCUCAGCCUUCUCCUGAGCCUAUGCGGAAGAGUUUGCUCAAAAAGCAGCAAAAAAUGGUAAAAGACAUAACUGAAGAGGUAGAUAAAGCUGCAGCUGAACUUGAGUCUUGGACCUUGAAAGCUUAUCCUUCAAGAUCUAAAUAA